CUUGAGACAGACGGGCAGCUCAACGCGCCCCAGCGACGGGCCUUGGUUCAUGCCACUGUCGCCAAUCUUAUCCAUGCUGAGAUAUUUGGACCCUACCACUUCUAGUUGCCUGAAAACCCUCUGGGAGAUUUUCUGUCUAAGAUAGAACUCAACGUCCGAGACAACUGUUCAGAGAUCGAGCUCAAUGUGUGGAGGAUGGCUACAAGCGUGGCAAUCCAGGCGGGCUCAGGUCGUCGAUGCGAGCGUGUGAUCAGCCGCAUCGUCCGGGACGCUGAAAGAAUACUCGCGAAUUAUUCUUCCACUCAAGAAGAACAAAGACAGGGCCAGCUUCAAGGACUGCUGUGGAAAUGCGCGGAUCUCAGGCAUGCUUUGAGCCAGCAGAAACAACGGUUCUUUUUCUGCUGCAGUCCACUGGGAGUGAUGUUUGACCCUCAGUCGAUGAUUUUUGGUGGAGGCGAUGAGGGACCAGCCUCUAUAGUUCGAUGGUCUUUGUGGCCGGCAAUCAUGAAGAGGGUUGACAAGCGCAGUUCUGUUGUGGAGCCAGAAUUAGUCUGGGCAAUGGAGUCAUGAGAAACAAUUCCACUCCGAUUGGGGAGUGUAUUGCGUCGAACUUGCUAACGAACAGAUUUGCUGGAGGUGAUCCAUUUUGGCAAUCGCUUGCUUGGGUUGAAGUUCUAUAAGCCUCGCACGCCUGCGAAAAGAAUACACGGAUUA
This is a messenger RNA of Aspergillus fijiensis CBS 313.89, 714 nucleotides long. RefSeq lists its product as uncharacterized. The coding region runs from base 196 to 570 and encodes 124 amino acids. The record is from RefSeq and is a predicted model, not a curated record. The transcript is spliced from 2 exons. NCBI's taxonomy places the organism in Eukaryota, Fungi, Ascomycota, Eurotiomycetes, Eurotiales, Aspergillaceae.